Messenger RNA from Aplysia californica (California sea hare), 6696 nucleotides. RefSeq names its product phosphatidylinositol 4-kinase beta. Gene Ontology annotation, cellular component: cytoplasm; membrane. The coding region runs from base 630 to 4061 and encodes 1143 amino acids. Gene Ontology annotation, molecular function: 1-phosphatidylinositol 4-kinase activity. The record is from RefSeq and is a predicted model, not a curated record. Lineage: Eukaryota; Metazoa; Mollusca; Gastropoda; Aplysiida; Aplysiidae. Gene Ontology annotation, biological process: phosphatidylinositol-mediated signaling; phosphatidylinositol phosphate biosynthetic process. The transcript has 15 exons.
UUAAAGUUUUUGCCUUGUUGGCUUUCGUGUGCAAAAGAUCUUUGAUUAGAUCCAAAUCUUGUUCAUCACGACCCACUUCGCGUCACACUAAGUUUUAUUACGUGUCUGGGGAUGAUCGGGAUCGAGGUCAAAGAUCAUCAUGGAUCGCAGAGAGGAAAUGCCGAAUUGGAAUAGCUAACUAGUUCGUUGUCACCAACCCUUUUGGGUCAGUAGUUUUUAUAGCCCCUGAUAUUAAUGCUUUUUUACUUAUGACAAUUUAUUAUGCUACAAAUUUCAAAACUAAGGCACUAUUUUUAUCUCUACAUUGAAGUAAUAAGAUUAGCAAAAGAUCUAGGUGAAUCGCGAAAAAAUCCUGUCUCAUGAUGGGUUCUUAUUCAAGAUGGCGUACCACUUCCCUCAGUUGGAACUGAAGGUAGCAUCAUUCAUUCGGGACGCCCAGAAAUCAAGGACUGUAACAGUUGAUUCCACCAGCAGCUGAGUUGGACUGUCUAUAGCCCUGUUGUACAGCGAGUUCUUUGUUCCUAGAGACGAUUUACAUCAUGUAACCGCUACUAUGGUACUGUCUCCCUCUGAUGUAUGUGUGAUGGUGGCCACAAGUAAAAGAAUUCGUGGGAUAACAUGGCAGUGAGAUGGACGUGAAAGAGGCUAAGCUUUCCUCGCUCCCUCAUCCUCAUCAUCAUCAUCACCACACAUCCGACAUACAAGUUCACUCUUCUGCUCAACACAGCCAUCAGAAUUCAGUGAGCACAGGUCCCCGCACGUUGAGCGUUACUCCAUAUUUGCCCCAUCUCGUUCACACUGGCAAACCCAUUCCUUACUUGGCUGACCUAGAGGUGAAUGGGAACUACACGGAGAACCCUGAGUUAAAAAUGCCGGGCCAUCAUAGCUGUAGGUGUGAGAUUGACGACGGUGUGACCGGGAGCUGCCCCGAACGUCUGGACCCGGACGCUCUAGAGAAUUUGGAGAAUAUCUCUGGGCUGCCGUAUGUCGUCACAGACGGAGCACUGAGGUCGUUGUCCUUUUGUCAGAAGUGCAGCAGCAAGCCUCAUCACGUCACGUUUCAGAUGGGUAACUCGUCAGAGGUGAUCAGCCAGAAGCGUGAGGUGGUAGGGGGAAGACACGCGGGUGGGAGCUACGAUGGGGGGCUGGAGAGGAUCCUGGAGGAUCAGGUGUACCAGACGGGGACAUCGGUUCCUGGUCAACCUCUCCCUUCUCACAUACUGGAGAGAAGCCUUUCCUAUUCUUGUGUGGAGAAAUCAAACAGCCAGGAGAUUAUGAGUGAUGCGUAUCACAUAUCACAGGCAGAGAAAGAUGUGGAAAGGACAGGUGCCAAUAGUGUUGGAAGUGGUACGGAAUUAUUGCAGAAUGUCAUGCAGAAUGAUGCGGCUGAUCAUCCCCAGAUAACUCUGACUUCAGAAGACUUGCCUGAUACAAAUAAAGAUGCUUCGGCAACGAGUGAAGCAAAUAGUGGGUCUGACGAAGAUUCGGGGGCAAAUUCCUCCCAGAAUGCUUCUGCUGGUGCUACUGGGACAGAUUUGGAGCAAUUAUCAGACACAAAAGCUGCUCAAGGUAUCGAAAAGUCGUCUCAUCCAAGACCUUUGGACUCUCGCUCGCUCUGUCUUCCACUGCCAUUCCGAUUCCUCAGGAACUCGGGUUCCUCAUCUAAAGAUAGAAAUCUCAGUGACAAGCCCCCAGCGGGUCCCACGCCCUCUCAGCGAGGCAAGGGUCGCCCUCCGCCUAGACAAUCUUGGCUGCUCAGACUCUUCGAGUCAAAGAUGUUUGACAUGAACAUUGCCAUUACAUAUUUGUACAAUUCUAAAGAACCAGGGGUGCAGACGUAUAUAGGAAAUCGAAUGUUCAGCUUUGAUGACCGAGAGGUUGACUUCUACCUGCCCCAACUGUUAAAUAUGUACAUUCACAUGCAUGAUGUUGCUGAGGCAAUUCACCCAUAUCUAGUCCAUAGGUGUCGUAACUCGAUAGAGUUCUCUGUCAACGCUGCCUGGUUGCUAAGUGCGUACGCCGCAGACACGCUCAAACCCAACUGGAAGAACUCCCAGGGCAUCAAGCUGAGGGACAUGAUACUGAACGAGGAGUUAAGGCCACAACCCCAAACGCUGAGUCCUGGAGCGGGCCCUCAACCCUCUCCCGGGCGCCACAUUCCCUCACACCGCCAGCGGACGACCUCAUCGUCGGCGGGAGCAGGAGACAUCGCAGGGGCCGGAAGUGGCUCCCCCACAGCUCUGGGGUUGUACCCCAUCCCAGGGGGCAGCACCCUCAGUCCGACGUCGGCCGCGCUGGCUCUCUUGACGACUACUCCGCAGCUGUGUCAGGCAACGGCCUCGUCGGUGGUGAAGAAAACUCACCAGAGGUCGCGAUCUGAUGCGACAGGUUUGCUGAUGAAGCAUAGCGAGACCCAGCCCAUUCUGGUGUCCAACGUGCUGGCUGUCGGGGACCUGUCGUCGGGCCGGGCGUUCGACAAUGGCUGUCAGUGCUACCAGAAGUCAGAGGCGGUGCUGAACGACCUGAAGGGCCGAGAAACGCUUUGCCAGUGCGAUGCUCCGAGAUUAUUACCCCAGGAAGAAUUCAUCAAAUCCUUGCUCAGCAUCGGCAAAAAGUUACAAGAGCUGCCUACCAAGGAACAUAGAACGGCUCAGCUGAUUGCAGAGCUAGCCUUGAUCAACCUGAACCUCCCAUCCCGCGUGUGGCUGCCCAUCUCACAUUUCCGCAAGCAUCACGUGGUUCGCAUCCCAAACACUCAAGCUGUUGUGCUCAACUCCAAGGAGAAGGCCCCGUUCAUGCUGUAUGUGGAAGUGCUGAAGUGCGACAACACCACCACUAGUCAGAUCCCUCACCGGAUCCUGGAAAACACGCUGCGCUUCACACGCUCAGAGGAGGACCUGACCCAGUUAGCCCCGCCCUCCACGGGCUCUCCGCGGCCAGAGUUCAGCGUCUACGGCUCAUGCCACGACUUUGAUGAUGCAGACUGCUGGUCGCAGGAGGAUGAUGACAUCAUAGCGCUGGCGAACCGCUGUCGAUCAAGCGACACGAUCUCCCAGCUGUCUACGGAGAGUUCUACCAGCGCAGACAGCAAGGAUCCCGUGUACAUCGCAGCUGGGGAUAUCAGACGCAGGCUGUCUGAAAACAUGGCAGCACCGAAAAAGAAGUUUGAGCGUGACCCAGAGGACCCAUCGGCUGCAGCACUGAAGGAGCCCUGGGAGGACAAAGUGGCCAGGAUCAAAGAGAGCUCUCCUUACGGACACAUGCCCAACUGGCAGCUCAUGUCGGUCAUCGUCAAAGUCGGAGACGACUUACGCCAGGAGCUACUGGUCUACCAGGUGCUGCAGAGACUCAAGAUGUACUGGAACCAGGAGCACGUCCCCCUGUGGAUCAAGCCCUACAAGAUUGUGGUCACGGCCCGGGACAGCGGCAUGAUUGAGCCAGUGGUGAACGCCGUGUCGCUGCACCAGAUUAAGAAGCACAGCAAGCUGUCGUUGCUGGACUACUUCAUCCACGAGUUUGGGCCUGUCACCAGCGAAGAGUUCCUUACGGCCCAGAAAAACUUUGUGCAGAGCUGUGCUGGUUACUGUCUCGUCUGCUACCUGCUGCAGCUAAAGGAUCGACACAACGGGAACAUUCUCUUGGACUCUGAGGGCCACAUCAUUCACAUAGACUUUGGCUUCAUCCUUUCCAACUCUCCUGGAAAAAACCUGGGCUUUGAGAACUCGCCAUUCAAACUCACCCACGAGUUUGUGGAGGUGAUGGGAGGCUUGGGCAGCGAUAUGUUUGAGUACUUCAAGAUCCUUAUGCUCCAGGGAUUUGUGGCCUCGCGGAAGCACAUGGACAAGAUUGUGCCCCUGGUGGAGAUUAUGCAGACAGGGUCCGAGCUUCCGUGCUUCAGCAAGGGCAUCAGCGCGGUGCGAGGGUUCAAGGACCGCUUCCACAUGGGCACCACGGAGGAGCAGCUUCACCUGAUAGUGGACGGCCUGGUGGAGGCCAGUCUGCACUCUCUCACCACCAAGCUCUACGACGGUUUCCAGUACAUCACCAACGGCAUCUUGUAGAAACUUCAUCACACCGUGUGUGUGUUUACGUGUGUUUGUGUGUAUGUGUGUGUGCGCAUGCAUGAGUGGAGGAGGGGGGCAGGUGUCACUUUUGAGUGACAGAAAAGUAUUGUCCUUUAGAGAAUUUGUGUUGAGUGCCUGCAAGUUUGGGGGGGGGGGGGGGCUCAUAUUUGAGUGAAGGAAAGAUGGUGUUAUGUGUGAUGUACCUGUGAUUUUUAUGAUGUAGUAGAUUUUAUCUUUUUUUUUUUUUUCAGAAAAAAAUCCUGGAAGGGGGGGGGGGGGGGGGGGGGGGGCACUUUUGAGUCAUGAAAAAGCGUGUUGUGUGUACUUUGUAAUUGAUUUUUAAAAUGUAGUAGGUGCUUUCUUUCUUUCACCUAAAAAACUUUGCUGUGGAUUUUGAUACGAAAUCUUCCUCUUAUUGUAUAAAAAGAAAAGUCUCUUGUCAGAUGUCAGAGAAGGCAGUUUUAUUGAUAGGUAAAGUGUGUAUAGUUGUGGGUGUUUUUAUGAAAUAGUUAAUAAAUACUCGCCCUUCAGAAAAUCUAAAAAUGAAUGUUUGUACUUUACUAAUGGUUUCUCAAUGUUUUUUUCACAGUAGUGCCCUUAUUUACGGGAAAUUACUGUCAUUUCCCACUAGUAAGGGCACCUUUAAAUUUGGUUGUGAAAGACAAGGGGGCCCAACAUUAUCAAACAAAAAUGGGUAGCUUACUUUCAUAAACAUCAGUGGAAAAAAUCUACAUUUGCUACCAGUAAAAUGUAGAGGGAGACCUGAAGCCUUUGAGCCCUGACCUCUUGAGGCUACCGUGCCCCUCUGCCUGAGCUCCUGAGCGAUAUAUUAGUUAUUACAAACAUCCAAAAGAUCAUCAGAAUCACUUUCCAUCUCCCACUCAGAGUAGUCUUGGUCAUUACCAGCAUUAAAUUCAGAAAGAUCUUCAAAAUAAUUAAUAACAUUCUGUGUAGUAAGCACUGUUUUUUGUGUGCAUUUUGUCCCAGGCUUAUCGGGUUGGAGAUGAGGUCUCGCUCACUGGUGUACCGGUGGCUAGGCAUACAAGCAGUUUCAAGCGCCACCGGUUUACCCGUGGCAAGGGCUCGAAGGGUUAACAGGAAAAAGGACGUCUACUUCUUCCAUUGGGCUAGAGCACUUACUGUACUGUUGACUUUGUUUUUAACUCUUCUCACACUGUGAACCAAUACAUGUGUAGAUGCACGUAGCUUCUGUUGCGGACCAAUAUCUGAUGCACCUUGUGAAGGGCCAAAUCUUUGUUUUGUCAUUGCCUUUUUUUGCUUGAUUUUAGUAUGUUUUCUGCUUUAGCCAAGCUGUGCUGAAUAGGGAUUGGUUCUUCCUGAGAGUUUGUGUAGCUGCUUGAAUUGUGUGGACAUCUGAAAAGUUCAGAUUCAAAAGGAUAAAAAAUAUCCGGGUGUAGGCCUGUUUGAACUCCCAGUACCCGAUAAUGAUUUGGUUCAGGUAGGGUUAACGAGGGACCGGCGGCAUUGUGACAUAGUGUUGUGUACAAGACACAAAUUGUAUAGUAUCAUACGAGUUUUACUCUGUGUAUAGUUUUUUUUUCAAACGUGAUGAGCUCUUACUAGAAUUUUUAUGAAAAAAUCUUGUAGCUGUGUGCUUUAUGAAAUUUUUCAUAUGAGAAUUUUUGGCUGCCAAGUCUUUGUAUACUCAGCGCAAUACUUGGUGGGUCUGUGUUAAUGUGGCAAAAGAAGACUAUAGAUUUGUACAGUUUGGGGGGGGGGGGGUGCGAAUGUGUUUUAUUCCACUAUUGAUCUUCUAGCGACCUUGAUUUAUGCUUUCAAAAACGACACGCUGGCCACCAUCCCACCUAUUUGUUUCAUCAACAGCAUGCCCUGCCAAUGAUCAAACAUAUGUCAAAUGUUUGUUGUUCUGGUCCAAAGCGGAAGGCUCCACCUUCCUUCAGCGCCACCUCUAUAUAUUGUACUUUGGCUGUGGGUGGAUCCUUCAGGCUUUGGGCCCCCUAGUGUUAUUUGUCGGUGCCUCCGAGUUUUGCUCAUAUUCUCUUCUUGUGCUUAGGUUGUGGAGGGAUCGUCUCCUACUAUGAUUGAUUACCUUGAUUUCUCUCCUGUGAGCUGCUGUUGAUUCACGUACCGGGUUAUCACAGGAGAUAUUUCACUUUGUCAGAACAUAAUUAUGUAAGCUGACAAAACGCCUUUUUUCAUUUUGGCACCCAACAUUUUUAUUUGCUUAAUUAAUCGAAAGCAUGAUCAGUUACCCUGUUUGUAUGAAAAAAUCAAAGUGAAACUGUGAUUAAUCUUAAAAUUAAUUAGAAUUCAAAUUUUGGAAGCACUCUUUUUUUCAUUGGUUACGCUGACAACAACAAAAACUGUCUUGAAACUACUGUGAAUAAAAGAGGCGUUUUGUCAGCUUACGGCAGUCUUCUGUUUUAAUGGAAAACCUAGUACACGAGAUUGUGGGUUCAACCAACUGAUUGACAAAUUCAGCGUAGGCCGAAACACUCACAUUUUGCUGUCAUGAGUGGAUCGGCUACAUUCUUUGUUUAACUCUGUGUGUGUGAAUAGAGGGGAAAGGACAUGCAUGAAUUUAGCAAAAAUUCUAAGCGGUAGGAGUUGUGUACCUUAUUUAACAAAUAAAAUAAAUUUUAAAAAUUCA